AAAAACUAAAAACGUUCAAAAUGUUCAAAUUGUUCGCUGCCUGCUUCCUUGCUAUCUUCGCUGUUGCCUUCGCUGCUGCUAAGCCCGGUCUCUUGGCUGCCCCAGCUGCUCUUGCCUACACCGCCCCAGUUGCUGCCGCCGCCUAUGCUGCGCCAGUGGCCUACACCGCCGGUUAUGCACCCUACAUUGCUCCCUAUGCCAGCAGCUACUCAGCGCAUUCGAUUGCUCACUCCGCUGCCUUCCCAGCUGCCUAUGCUGCUUUCCCAGCUGCCUACGCUGCUGCACCAUUUGUUGCUGCUCCUGCGCCCGCUGUUGCAGUGCUGAAAAAAUGA
Messenger RNA from Rhagoletis pomonella (apple maggot), 332 nucleotides. Its product is annotated as cuticle protein 16.5-like. The record is from RefSeq and is a predicted model, not a curated record. The coding region runs from base 21 to 332 and encodes 103 amino acids. NCBI's taxonomy places the organism in Eukaryota, Metazoa, Arthropoda, Insecta, Diptera, Tephritidae. The transcript has 2 exons.